AUGGCUAAUCUAUCUAAUGAUCAAAUCUCCAUAUUACAUCAUUGGAAUAAUAGUAUACGAUCAGCUCAUUUUAUCCAUCAUGAAACAAAGAUUCCAUUAUCAACUGUUAAAUAUAACAUUAAAAAACUGAAAGAAACGAAAUCUCUUGAACAUCGAGGUGGUAAUGGCCGUCCAUGUGUAAUUAACAAUGCAGACAGUAGAGCUAUUGCUCAAUAUAUUCGUCGAGAUAAUGAAACAACAUUAAAAGAAAUUCAAGAAAAACUGUCAGAAACACAUCAAAGAUCAGUAUCCUUAUCAACGAUCAGUCGUUAUCUACAUAAUCAUGGUUAUCGAAGUGUUUUACCUGUCAAUACACCUAUGCUAACGGUCGAACAGAAACAACGUCGUGUUCAAUGGGCAAAAAAGCAUCAAGCUGACGAUUGGACUUGUACAAUAUUUACAGACGAAUCCUCCUUUCAAUUAUUUAGAAAUACGAUUCGACGAUGGUCAAAAAAUCCUGAAAUUGAAGUUAAACGAAUUCCGAAAAAUCGUCAAAAGGUUCACAUAUGGGGAGCAAUCAGCAUCAAAGGUGUUAUUGGUUAUCAUACGUUUAGGAUAAAUCUCAAUGGUAUUUAUUUCGUCGAUAUUCUUAAACAUCAUCUAUUACCAGGUGCUAAAAUGAAAUUUAAACGGUGCUGGCGUCUUCAGCAGGAUAAUGAUCCUAAACAUACGAGUGGUGUUGCAAAAGAAUUCAUCAAGAACAAUGUUCCUGAAUUACUUGAAUGGCCUGCAAACUCACCGGACUUAAACCCGAUUGAAAAUUAUUGGAACGUAAUCAAACGACGUGUUGAAAAAAGAAAACCUACAAAUAUUAAUGAUAUGGAACAGUUUAUGAACGAAGAAAUCGAAAAAACGGACCCUAAUUUUCUAAUUAAUUUUAUAAAUUCUAUGAAAGAUAGAUGUUUGUCUGUUAUUUCUUCUAAUGGUGAAAGAAUAAAAUUUUGA
Molecule: messenger RNA, 984 nt
Organism: Adineta ricciae
Lineage: Eukaryota; Metazoa; Rotifera; Eurotatoria; Adinetida; Adinetidae
Source: the annotation of a GenBank genome assembly